This is a messenger RNA of Anolis sagrei ordinatus, 1719 nucleotides long. Its product is annotated as cytochrome P450 2C29-like. Gene Ontology annotation, cellular component: cytoplasm; intracellular membrane-bounded organelle. The record is from RefSeq and is a predicted model, not a curated record. Gene Ontology annotation, molecular function: iron ion binding; heme binding; arachidonate epoxygenase activity. NCBI's taxonomy places the organism in Eukaryota, Metazoa, Chordata, Lepidosauria, Squamata, Anolidae. Gene Ontology annotation, biological process: xenobiotic metabolic process; epoxygenase P450 pathway.
CUUCCCUGUGCUUUGCAGGAGAGUGGACUCACUCCAAGCCUUGGCUGCCUCCAAAGAGAGGGACAGCCUGGCACCUCUGGGAUGGAGCCCUUGGGGAUGUCCACCGUCCUCCUGCUCACCUGCAUCUCCUGCCUCCUGCUCUCUGCCCUCUGGAGAAGUGGGGCACAGCAAAAGGGGAAGAUGCCCCCCGGGCCCACCCCGCUGCCCCUCAUUGGGAACGCCCUGCAGCUCAAGACCCACCACCUGGACCAGGUGCUCCAGAAGAUGAGCGAGAAGUAUGGCCCUGUGUUUACCCUCCAUUUCGGGAUGGCUCCCGCUGUGGUGCUCUACGGCUACGAGGCCAUCAAAGAAGCCUUGCUGGACCGCGGCAAUGAAUUUGCAGCCCGGGGCAAAGUCCACUUGAUGGAGAAAACCUGCAAAGGCAGAGGGAUCAUAUUCAGCAAUGGAGAGAGAUGGAAGCAGCUCCGGCGCUUUGCCUUGACCACCCUCCGCAACUUUGGGAUGGGGAAGAAGAGCAUCGAGGAGAGGAUCCAUGAUGAAGCCCAGUAUCUCCUGGAGCAAUUCCGCAACACAAAGCAGCAGCCCUUUGACCCUCACUACCUGUUCAGCUGUGCCACCUCCAAUGUCAUCUGCUCCAUCGUCUUUGGAAAGCGCUUCGAUUACAAGGACGAGAAGUUUCAAGCCAUGAUGAACUUAAUGAAUGAGAACUUUGAGCUUUUUAACUCUUCUUGGGCUCAGCUCGCCAACACCUUCCCUACCCUGAUGGAUUGGAUCCCUGGGCCUCACCACCGCUUAGUGUCUGGCAGCCUUCGAUCCGAGGAGUUUGUUUUGGAGGAAGCCAAGGAACACAGGGCAACUCUGGACCCCAGCUCCCCACGGGACUUCAUCGACUGCUUCUACAUCAAAAUGGAUCAGGAGAAGCACAACGAGGCCUCCGAGUUCACCAUGGAGAACCUGAUCUUCUGCAGCCUGGACUUGUUUGGCGCAGGAACCGAAACGACCAGCACUACACUCCGAUAUGGGCUCUUGAUCCUCCAGAAAUACCCAGAGAUUGAAGAGAAAGUGCAGGAGGAGAUUGACCGGGUGGUUGGCCGCUCCCGGUUGCCCGGCAUGGCUGACCGUGGACAGAUGCCUUAUACAGACGCCGUCCUCCACGAGAUCCAGAGGUUCGUCUCUCUCGUCCCAGUUGGCGUCCCCCAUGCCGUGGACAAAGACACACCGUUCAGAGGAUAUGUCAUCCCUAAAGGCACCAUAAUAGUUCCUGUUCUGACCUCGGUGCUGCAUGACAGCAAGGAAUUCCCCAACCCCACAGAAUUUGACCCAGGGCACUUCUUGAAUAAGGAUGGGACCUUCAGGAAGAGCGACUACUUUGUGCCCUUUUCGACAGGCAAACGGAUCUGCGCUGGGGAAGGCCUGGCCCGCAUGGAGCUCUUCCUGUUCCUCACCUCCAUCCUCCAGAACUUCAAGUUGAAGUCCCUCACGGACCCCAAGGACAUCGACAUCAUGCCUCGGCUGAGUAGCUUGAGCAACGUCCCUCAGCCCUACAAGUUCUGUCUUGUCCCUCGCUGAAAAGAUCACCGAUGGAAGACAAAGCAAGCAAUUGCCAGAGGGUCUCAGCUUGGGCUGACCUUUGGUGUUGAGAAAAUUAUGCUGGAGCUCCUUGAAAGCCUUUCCAGCCUCAAUUGAAAGCAUGAUUUUGUAUUAAAGCUAUGGGGGUCA